AAAAACACAAAACUUAAAAUAAAAGUACGUUAUCCAAUAGUUGCCACGAUAGUGGGAAUUGGGAAACAUGUUGCACAUGCUAGUUUAAAAUAUACAAGCAUAACAAUUAAAUCAAAUAAAUUACUUUUUUUUAUUUAUUUAAAUUCUUCACUUGUUUACUAUACUAUAAAUAGAUGCAAUAUACCAUCCACCAACACACAACCAAACAAAAUCCUUAUCUAUAUACAUACUCAUAAUAAUCAAACUAUGAAGCUUAUUUUUUCACUUUCCCUUUCAUUCCUCCUAUUUUCUUUCAUCACAAAUUUGUCACUAGCUUUUUCAAAUGAUGAUGGUGAGGAAGUAUUGGACAUAAAUGGUAACCCUAUUAUCCCCGGUGGCGAAUACUACAUUUUUCCAUCAAAUCAAGAUCAUCGUAGUGGAGGAUUAAAACUAGAAAUAACUGGUCAUUUAAAAUGUCCGAUUACUGUCAUACAAAAUAAUGUUAUUACUGAGUUACCUGUGAAAUUCUCCGUACCAGGAAUAAGCCUUGGUAAAAUUUUCACAGGUACUCCGAUGGAGAUUGAGUUCACAAAAAAACCAAAUUGUGCAAAAUCAUCGAAAUGGUUGAUAUUUGUUGAUGAAACUCUAUUAGGUUCUGUUGGUAUUGGUAUUCCUGAAAAUUGUUCAGAUAUACGAAAUGGUAACUUUAAUAUUCAAAAAUAUGGAUCUGGAAAUGUUUAUAACCUUAGAUUUUGUGCUAAGGUUAAGGAAUCUCCUACUCCUAUUUGUUUGAAUAUUGGGAGGUAUAAUAAUGGUGGUAAAGAAGGUGGAAAUCGUUUGGUUUUUUGUGAUGGAAAAGGUUAUCCAUUUGUGUUUGUUGAUGCUGCUUCUUAUGAAUCUGGAAUUAUUUUAGAAGUUGCUUGAAACCUAGUAACUUGCUUAUUUGAUCUUUUUUUUCUUUCUUGUUUUCACAAAUAAGGUUUCUAUGCAAUCAUUGUAUGUGUGGAGUGAUUUGUUUCUCAUGCAGUGUGUUAUUUUCUUAAUUAAUAAUUGCACCUGUUUCAUUGGUGUUUAUCAUGUA
Cicer arietinum (chickpea) is the source of this 1060-nucleotide messenger RNA. Its product is annotated as kunitz-type trypsin inhibitor-like 2 protein. Gene Ontology annotation, molecular function: endopeptidase inhibitor activity. The record is from RefSeq and is a predicted model, not a curated record. Lineage: Eukaryota; Viridiplantae; Streptophyta; Magnoliopsida; Fabales; Fabaceae.